This is a messenger RNA of Scheffersomyces stipitis CBS 6054, 1611 nucleotides long. RefSeq names its product sterol acyltransferase (gene ARE2). The record is from RefSeq and is a predicted model, not a curated record. Gene Ontology annotation, cellular component: endoplasmic reticulum membrane. Gene Ontology annotation, molecular function: ergosterol O-acyltransferase activity. Bases 1 to 1611 code for a protein of 536 amino acids. The transcript has 2 exons. Lineage: Eukaryota; Fungi; Ascomycota; Pichiomycetes; Serinales; Debaryomycetaceae. Gene Ontology annotation, biological process: ergosterol metabolic process.
AUGACUCGGACUACGAACGAUAAGCUUAAUUUAAUUACGGAAAACAUCAAUAGAAGGAAGUCGCUUGACUUGAACAACGAUUACGUUGAAUCGUCCUCCGGAGAUGAAUCUGUUACCCCUGAAACUACAAGAAAGAGAAGUGAUUCCAAGACCAAGUAUGUCUCGGAGAUGGCAGAUGUGAAAUUUCACAGGCAUUCUUCGUCGAUAUUCGAUGAAGAGUACGUCAAAGAAUCACAAUUCUUCGGUUUCUACGUCUUGUUCUGGUUGGCUACGGGUCUAUUCAUGACAAAUACGUUGAUUCAUGUCUACUUUGAGAAUUCACUCGGCUUCCUCGAGUGGCCAAUUGUCAUGAUCUUGAGAAAGGACUUAAUUCGUGUGGGAAUCACCGACGGCGUAAUGUUUCUUUCUAUAUAUUUUGUCUACUUAAUCCAGUACGCUUGUAAGAAAAGGUGGAUUUCUUGGAGAAGACAGGGCUGGGUGAUCCAGGCAGUUUAUGAAGUAUAUCAUUUUGUGUUCUGGCUUGUCUUUGCCUCUGCAAGAGUCAUGGACUUCCCCUGGAUUGCUAAGGUAUUCUUAGUUUUGCACAACUUGGUGUUUCUUAUGAAAAUGCAUUCCUAUGGUUUCUACAAUGGAUACUUGUGGAAGGUUCUUAAAGAGCUUCAAUUCUCCGAGAGCUUCUUGAAGAAGUUAGAGGAGGAUCCGGCUUCACUCCCCAGCAAAUGUGACCUCGACAGCACUAUUUCUGCACUCAAAAGUAGUGUCGAGUUCUGCAAGUUUGAAUUGGAAUAUCAAUCCAAUGCUACUACGGUUACAACCAAAGAAUACGAAUUCAAUGAGUCUACACUUCUGGAAAGUUUAGAUCUGCUACAAGAAAAGAAUGUGAUAAAAUUCCCACAGAAUAUCACAUUCGUUAACUUUUUCGAAUACACUAUGUUUCCCACUUUGGUCUACACGUUACAUUACCCCAGAACUGAAAGAGUUAGAUGGUCUUUUGUCUUAUCCAAGCUAUGUGCCAUAUUCGGAGUUAUCUUCUUGAUGAUCUCUGUAGCCCAAACCUGGAUGUACCCAUUGGUAAUGGAAUGUAUUGAGGUGAAGAAGUUGCCUAUCUGGGAAAGAUGGUCCAAAUACUUGCUCAUUUUGCUUGACAUGAUAGCUCCGUUCUUGCUUGAAUACUUGUUCACAUUCUACUUGAUUUGGGACUCUAUUCUCAAUGCUAUUGCCGAAUUGAGUCGGUUCGCCGACAGAGAAUUCUAUGGCCCCUGGUGGUCUUGUACAGAUUGGUCGGAAUUCAGCCGAAUCUGGAAUGUCCCCGUGCACAAGUUCUUGCUCAGACAUGUGUAUCAUUCCUCUAUUAGUACUUUCCAUCUCAAUAAGACCCAGGCAACAUUGAUGACAUUUAUGCUCUCAAGCAUUGUUCAUGAAUUGGUUAUGUACGUGAUAUUCGGAAGCUUGCGUGGAUAUCUUCUACUCUUGCAGAUGUCGCAGAUUCCGCUUGUCAUGCUAAGUAGGACAGAGUACAUGAGAGAUAAGAAGAUUUUGGGAAAUGUCAUCUGUUGGUUUGGUUUCAUCUCAGGGCCUAGUAUGAUUUGCACACUUUACUUGGUUUACUAA